This is a messenger RNA of Penicillium antarcticum, 2955 nucleotides long. RefSeq lists its product as uncharacterized. Gene Ontology annotation, biological process: G protein-coupled receptor signaling pathway. Lineage: Eukaryota; Fungi; Ascomycota; Eurotiomycetes; Eurotiales; Aspergillaceae. The record is from RefSeq and is a predicted model, not a curated record. The transcript has 7 exons. Bases 1 to 2955 code for a protein of 984 amino acids. Gene Ontology annotation, molecular function: guanyl nucleotide binding; protein dimerization activity; G-protein beta/gamma-subunit complex binding.
AUGAAGAAAUUAAUUUUCAACCCUGAUUACAUGGACCAUCAAUAUGGUGUCUUCUUCUUCCUCCUCGUCAUCGCGAUCAAUCCUUUCACCGGAUCCCGCGAGAGCUACGAUAUAACCAGUCGAAGACCUCCGGCGACGCUAAAACGUGUGGGACCUCAACGCAGAAAGAACUGGAUUUUGUACCAGUCGGCCCUAGAGAGAGAAUUUCUAGGUUGGUGGGAGGAAACCGAGUAUGGCCAGAAGCUGAACGGGGACGGUCAGUCCCAAAUCAAAUGGUCUACUGAGUCGCGUCACGCCGACGUUUGGAAACACUUUGACCAAGUAGCCGAUAUCGAUUCUGGCCUCCCACGGGUCUUCUGCCAAGCCUGCCUUACUCUGCUUGACCACCCGCAGUACAAAAAGAACGGGACAAGCGCUAUGAGUAGACACCAAAAAUCCAACGCUUGUCGCAAGGGAAAGAAAAGAGGAUCUCAUCAAGCUCUGAUCUCGGAUUCGUUACAAAAUCAUUCCCUCAGGGAGUCACUCAGUGGGUACAGGGUAACAGCAUUCCAACUUGAGGAGCAACUAUUGAAGACUAUCACCUGUCUUCGGUUGCCGUUUCAAACAGUGGAGAACCCUGUGUUCCAGAGACUGCUCAACCUCUUAUACUCUGGACCUGGGACACUGGAAUUUCCGUCAGCAAAAACCCUGCGAAGACGGCUCCGGGAUGCGGUUACGGUUCAACAAGAGUCGCAGUUACUAGAUCUGCCUGAAGAUGCUAAGGUGUCACUUGCUUUAGAUUGUUGGACUAGCCCAUUCCAGCAAGCGUUCAUGGCAAUCACAGUCUACUUCAUCGACAAAGCUUGGAACUACCGGGAAAUGCUCCUUGGCUUUGAACCGCUACACGGUCCUCACACAGGGAGCAAUCUCAGCGAUGUUCUCCAUCAGUUACUAAAGGAACGCAAACUCUUAGAUCGCAUCUUCAGUGUUACAACAGAUAAUGCGACCAAUAAUGAGACCUUGAUCCGCGCUUUGCAGGAAAAACUGAUAUCCACUGGCGCGAUUGGCUCUAGGGAAUCUAUUGUCCGGGUUCCUUGUAUGGCCCAUGUGAUCCAACUUUGCCUGAAACAGCUUUUAGGGCAUAUUAGAGCAGCGCCCAAGAAUAAAGAAGUGAGGACUUUUUGGUCUGACACUCAAGCUAUUAGUUUAAGGGACUCAGCAAAUCACGGGGACGUGGCUCAUGCCCUGGCAAAGAUUCGAUCAUUCGCGGUGUUUGUUAAUGCAAGCCCCCAACGGCGAGAUGCAUUUUUAUGUCUUCAAUCAGGCGGUACCCGGCUAUUUCCGUUACAUGAUGUUCAAACACGCUGGAAUUCCACGUUCCUCAUGCUUCGUCGUGCGCGUCGACUACGAAAUAUCAUCGACAAAUACUGCUGCGAUCAUGAAUACUCGCAGUUCAAGGUUACCGAUGUUGAAUGGCGACAGAUUGACUACCUGGUCCACUUGACCAAACCGUUCUUUCGGUUCACUAUGGCUCUGAUGAAGACCAAAGAUGUUACGAUUCAUAGCGUGUUCCUUGUGUAUAGGAAACUUCUGGAGCAUAUUGAACGGUCAAAUCGAAAAUUAAAGAAAAAGACGACGCCUUGGAAGAAGGAUAUGUAUACCGCGCUGCUUGCUGCGAGGCAGAAACUGAAAGAGUACUAUGAGAAGACCUAUCGCGACCACGGUUUUCUCUACGGCACGGGAACUCUACUUGCUCCUCAAUAUAAACUAUCUGCUUUUGAUGAUAGGGAGUAUUCUACUUGCCAUGAGGAAACUUCAAAAAGGUAUUGUGAAUACUUGAGAACAUGUUUCACGCAGUAUCAACAACAAAACCCCGAACUAUUGCUUCGCACAGUACAUCGUGCUUCCGCACUGCAAAGUUCGGAACUUGAUCGGCUGCUUGAACCAGUUGAUGGCUUUAUGCUCCAUGAAGGGACAGAGCAUGACGAGGUGGAUCAGUAUCUCAGAGAAGCAAAUGUUCCCGUUCCACCACGGCUGUAUUGGAGAGAACAUGAGCGCGAAUUCCCAGUGCUUUCUCGGCUUGCACGCGACUUGCUUUCGGUUCCUGCCACCGGCGCGGGCGUGGAACGGCUUUUUAAUAGUGCGCGAGACAUCUGCCAUUAUCGUCGAGGAUCUCUUCAUGAAGCGACUAUUCAAGAUUUGAUGAUGUGGAUGGGAAUGGGAACUACGCCGAACAAUGUGGAAGAUGAAGCAUCACGUCGCAACUCUCAUAUUGACGGGCUAUUAAAAUCCGAAAGGGAAGUUGCGAGGGAGACCACCAAUGUUCUUUUACUUGGGCCCGAUGAUACAGGCAAAUCGACAAUUAUCGAGCAAAUGAGGAUCAUAUCCCUACAUGGCUACUCUGAGGACGAACGGGAGGACAUUCUCUACACUCAUCACCAAAGUAAUGGAGCUGCCGAGAUCUCCUUUACACUGACCGACAUCAAUUGGCGCGUGGUGGAUCUAGGUGGCCAAUGUCUGGGAAGAAAAAAGUGGAUGCAUUGCUUUGAAGACGUGGAUUGCCUCAUGUUCGUGGUCGCACUGUCCAGUUAUGAUCAGUGCCUAGUUGAGGGUCAUCGCUCUAACCUGAUGCAGGAAGCAAUGAGGCUCUUCGACUCCUUGGCCAACAGCGACUAUUUGAAAAACAAGCCAGUUCUCCUUGUCUUGGACAAACUGGACGUUUUCGAAGAAAAACUACAUUAUUCACCCAUCUCUCGACACUUUACAGAUUUCACCGACUCCGACGCCACCAUGCGGGGUGCAGCGGGAUAUUUUGGCCACCGUUUCCAGCAGAUAAAUAGCACAAAGGGCCGUAAAAUCUGCGUUCACUACACGAAUACUUCUGACGCUACUUCGAUAAAGUCGACGAUGGCUUUAAUGUAUCAAAUGGUUAUGGCACAGACUCUUCGUUCCCAUGGUUUACGCGACAGGUUUUGA